GCGUCCCGCCUCCUCCGCUCCCUGCGCUCCAGCCACCUCGGCAACUCGGCACCCGCCUCCCGCCUCCGUCCGAGGCCUCCACCGCAGUGAGGCUCCCAGCCUCACUCCUGUCUCUUUAAAUGGUGGGGCCAACCGGCCGCCCCUGCAGCUGCUGCCUGGGUGGCCCCGCGCGCCGCUUUUGAGGGGCGAACCAAGAUGGCGGCGGCUUUGGCUUCGUGAGGAAGACGGAAGAGGCGGCGGUGGCGGGAGAGGGGAAAGCGACUUCCAAUACCAGGGGCGCCCGGGCGGCCAAAGGCCUUCAGAGUCUUCCGGGAAGUGGUAGCAGUUGCAGCGGGAGCAGGCGCCCGUUGGCUUUGGACAUUUGAAGCAGGGGGAGCGGAGCGGAGCCCGCGGUGGCAGGGCCAGGUACAAGGAAGGAAAACAUGGCGGCGGCGGCGGCCUGAGGAGGCGGUAGAGACGCGGGAAGCGGUUUCGCGGAGAUCAUGGUGAAGGCGGGAGCAGGGCAGUGACCGAAACCUUGAGUUCCUAGCGCGGCGGGACAGGAGGCUACGAGGCGCUGCGCGCCCCCCUUGGGGCUGCUGGGCGGCCGGCCCCGCCGGGCCCGGACAAUAGCGCCGAGGAGUCGGAGGCGAGGAAAGGCGGCGGCCGGGAUCUCCGGCCCGGGAGCGGACCAUGCAGGCGGCGGCGCGGCCCCGAGGAGGCCAGCGGCGGCAGUGAGGUCGGGGAGCCCUCCGCUUGCGGGCGCCCUCCCGUCUCGGCUUCCGCCUCUCUUGGACCCCUUUGCUGGGCGUCUCCGGCGGUGCCCCUGCCCCGGAUACCGGACGGCACGAUGACCGACACCCGGCGGCGAGUGAAGGUUUACACGCUCAACGAGGACCGACAGUGGGACGACCGGGGCACCGGGCAUGUAUCGUCCGGCUACGUGGAGCGGCUGAAGGGCAUGUCCCUGCUUGUCAGGGCCGAGAGCGACGGUUCUCUACUUUUAGAGUCCAAAAUAAAUCCUAACACUGCAUACCAGAAACAACAGGAUACUCUGAUUGUGUGGUCUGAAGCAGAAAAUUAUGACUUGGCCCUUAGCUUUCAAGAAAAAGCUGGAUGUGAUGAAAUUUGGGAGAAAAUAUGUCAGGUUCAAGGGAAAGACCCUUCAGUGGACAUCACUCAGGACCUUGUGGAUGAAUCUGAAGAGGAACGUUUUGAUGAUAUGUCAUCGCCAGGUUUAGAAUUGCCAUCUUGUGAAUUAAGUCGUCUUGAGGAAAUUGCAGAACUUGUGGCAUCAUCUUUACCAUCCCCCCUUCGUCGCGAAAAACUUGCACUGGCACUGGAAAAUGAGGGUUAUAUUAAAAAGCUCUUAGAGCUUUUUCACGUGUGUGAGGAUUUGGAAAAUAUCGAAGGACUGCACCACUUGUAUGAAAUUAUCAAAGGCAUCUUCCUCUUGAAUCGAACUGCUCUCUUCGAAGUUAUGUUCUCUGAGGAAUGUAUAAUGGACGUCAUUGGGUGUUUAGAAUAUGAUCCUGCUUUAUCCCAGCCACGAAAACACAGGGAAUUUCUAACAAAAACAGCCAAAUUUAAAGAAGUAAUUCCCAUAUCAGAUCCUGAGCUGAAACAAAAAAUUCAUCAGACAUACAGAGUUCAGUAUAUACAAGAUAUGGUUCUGCCUACCCCUUCGGUUUUUGAAGAAAACAUGUUAUCAACACUUCACUCCUUUAUCUUUUUUAAUAAGGUAGAAAUUGUUGGUAUGUUACAGGAAGAUGAAAAAUUUCUGACAGAUUUGUUUGCACAACUAACAGAUGAAGCAACAGAUGAAGAAAAAAGACAGGAAUUGGUUAACUUUUUAAAAGAAUUUUGUGCGUUUUCCCAAACGCUACAACCUCAAAACAGAGAUGCGUUUUUCAAGACUUUAUCAAACAUGGGCAUCUUACCAGCUUUAGAAGUCAUCCUCGGCAUGGAUGAUACACAGGUGCGAAGUGCUGCUACUGAUAUAUUCUCAUACUUGGUUGAAUAUAAUCCAUCCAUGGUACGAGAGUUUGUCAUGCAGGAGGCACAACAGAAUGAUGAUGAUAUUUUACUCAUCAACCUCAUUAUAGAACAUAUGAUUUGUGAUACAGAUCCUGAACUUGGAGGAGCAGUCCAACUUAUGGGACUGCUUCGAACUUUAGUUGACCCAGAGAACAUGUUAGCCACUGCCAAUAAAACAGAAAAGACUGAAUUUCUGGGUUUCUUCUACAAGCACUGUAUGCAUGUUCUCACUGCUCCCUUACUAGCAAAUACAACAGAAGACAAACCUAGUAAAGAUGAUUUUCAAACUGCUCAACUAUUGGCACUUGUAUUGGAAUUGUUAACAUUUUGUGUAGAGCACCACACCUACCAUAUAAAGAACUACAUUAUUAAUAAGGAUAUUCUCCGGAGAGUGCUAGUUCUUAUGGCCUCAAAGCAUGCUUUUUUGGCGUUAUGUGCCCUUCGUUUUAAGAGAAAGAUUAUUGGAUUAAAAGAUGAGUUUUACAACCGCUACAUAAUGAAAAGUUUUUUGUUUGAGCCAGUAGUCAAAGCGUUUCUCAACAAUGGAUCCCGCUACAAUCUGAUGAACUCUGCCAUAAUAGAGAUGUUUGAAUUUAUCAGAGUGGAAGAUAUAAAAUCACUAACUGCUCAUGUAAUUGAAAAUUACUGGAAAGCACUGGAAGAUGUAGAUUAUGUACAGACAUUUAAAGGAUUAAAACUGAGAUUUGAACAACAAAGAGAAAGGCAAGAUAAUCCUAAACUUGACAGUAUGCGUUCCAUUUUGAGGAAUCAUAGAUACCGAAGAGAUGCCAGAACACUAGAAGAUGAAGAAGAGAUGUGGUUUAACACAGAUGAAGAUGACAUGGAAGAUGGAGAAGCUGUAGUAUCUCCAUCUGACAAAAAUAAAAAUGAUGAUGAUAUUAUGGAUCCAAUAAGUAAAUUCAUGGAAAGGAAGAAAUUAAAAGAAAGUGAAGAAAAGGAGGUGCUUCUGAAAACAAAUCUUUCUGGACGGCAGAGCCCAAGUUUCAAGCUUUCCUUGUCCAGUGGAACAAAGACUAACCUCACCAGCCAGUCAUCUGCAACAAAUCUGCCUGGUUCUCCAGGAUCACCUGGAUCCCCAGGAUCUCCAGGCUCUCCUGGAUCCGUCCCUAAAAAUACAUCUCAGACGGCAGCUAUUACUACAAAGGGAGGCCUCGUGGGUCUGGUAGAUUAUCCUGAUGAUGAUGAUGAUGAUGAUGAGGAUGAAGAAAAGGAAGAUGCGCUACCAUUGUCAAAGAAAGCAAAAUUUGAUUCAUAAUAAUAGCAACUGCCUAUGAUCAGUACCUGUUGAAAAAAACUGGUUCUCUACUCCUCCCCCUUACAAAAUCCACAACAAAGUGCAGUGGUCUCUUGUGAAUGACUGACACAAAUCAGCCUUGCACACUUGACUUCUGCUCAUCAAGUGCCAAUUGAAUGGAGCAGGAGGAGGGGAUAUCAUACAUUUAGGGGAAAGACUUAAGCCUUUGAGCUCUCCAGCUUGGACCACACAUUGCCCUUUUCUCAGGGAAGGAAAUGGAAACAAAAAGCCAACAGGGCAGGGGUUUUGUAAGUGGAACUCUGGAUUGACUGGUCAGUUGCUACAAUCAGAAUAUGCUUUCUUGGACCAUAUUUGAGACUCAGAAGAAUGGGCCUUUCUGCCAUAACUCUUCACUAGUUAAGAAUGCCAGCAGUUUCUUUGUAUAAAGAGACCUGCCUUUAAAAUCAUACAUUCUGAACAUUUUAGUCAAACUACAACAGGUUUGGGAAAACCUCUGUGGGGGAGGGGCGAAUAUAAAGUUUCCUCUUUUUUAUCUGUUCCCUUUGCCCUUCAAACUGCAGUUUUUUUUUUUUUUUUUAAAGUGGGGAUUUGUCCCUGCUUGAUUAAAGAUUGAGUGGAAUUCUAGAUGUGGUCAAUUGUGUCAUAAUUUUUUUUUUUGUUUCAUUUUGUUUUUAAUUUUUUUUCCUCCCCUGAGUGUAUGCUUAGUUGCUGAGUAUAUAUAUUUGGGACCAUUAAAACUUUUUUUGAUGUAACUAUAACCUAACGUUGUGCUGGUACCUGUUUUACCAUGUGUAAUUUUUGUUUUGCAUCACAGUUCUUAAUUUGUUUAGAGUUUUAUGAAAGAUGGUAUAGUUUUUAUUGACAAAAGCAAAGUAAUCUUACAACUAUGUGCAUACAAAAGCAAUACUAUUUUGUGACUAAAUAUUUUAUAUUAAAAUUUACAUCAGCAACUGUCUUGAGAAUUCAGGGAAAUAGAGUGGAAUUUAAAACUUCAACAGUUUUGUUAAACCUAGAAACAUGAAAUUAGUAUUCCAAAGAGAUUCUGAAAUUUCAUAUCUUGGGAAAAUGACGGUACAUUAAAUCAAAAUUGAGGAUGGAUGAUUUAAAAAUAACAUUUGACUUUUGAAUAAUAAAAAGAAAAGUGAAGAGUAA
Otolemur garnettii (small-eared galago) is the source of this 4444-nucleotide messenger RNA. RefSeq names its product protein phosphatase 4 regulatory subunit 3A (gene PPP4R3A). Gene Ontology annotation, molecular function: protein phosphatase activator activity. The coding region runs from base 830 to 3292 and encodes 820 amino acids. Gene Ontology annotation, biological process: DNA damage response; protein dephosphorylation. Lineage: Eukaryota; Metazoa; Chordata; Mammalia; Primates; Galagidae. The record is from RefSeq and is a predicted model, not a curated record. The transcript is spliced from 15 exons. Gene Ontology annotation, cellular component: nucleoplasm; protein phosphatase 4 complex.